This is a messenger RNA of Stylophora pistillata, 975 nucleotides long. Its product is annotated as piggyBac transposable element-derived protein 4-like. Lineage: Eukaryota; Metazoa; Cnidaria; Anthozoa; Scleractinia; Pocilloporidae. The record is from RefSeq and is a predicted model, not a curated record.
AUGAUUUACACUCGCAAGGAAGGUCCUGCAGUCAGCAGAGACUUGGCCAUGCGUGUUGUCCUCAAGCUAGUGGAGCCUUACGUUGAUAAAGGAUACCUGUUGUUUGUUGACAACUGGUACACCAGUGUACCGCUCUUUUUGGAGUUGGAAAGAAGAGGGAUAUUAGCUUGUGGGACUGUGAGGGGGAACAGAAAAUUCCUGCCAAAGGACAUUGUUGACCAGACCAAAGAACAGGUCAAAAGACUAAAGAAAGGAGAAUCCCUCUUUCGACAAAAUAACAACUUAGUUUGUGUCACCUGGAAAGACAAGAAGCUUGUCCACCUGCUGUCAACUAUUCCUGAGGGUUUAGAAAUUGGUCAGGUGGAAAGGAAAGUCAGAUCCAAAGGUCGGUGGCAAAAACAGAACUUUGCACAACCAAAGGUAAUCAAAAUGUACAAUUCCCAUAUGGGGGGAGUUGAUUUGGGUGAUAAACGGAUAGCAACCAGCUCCAGGCUUAUGAAGGGAAAUAUUUGGUAUUACAAAAUUUUCUUUCUUAUGCUUGAAGUAUCUGCACUAAAUGCACACAUUAUGCACAAGAGAGCUGGGCAUGGAAAAGUCACCCUAGCUGCAUUCAAAGAGAAACUUGUGGAGCAACUUAUUGCAGGAAAUUCUUUUAGAAGAGACACUACCAAUAACCUGUCAGCGAUUGCUGCCCAGCUACCAGAUAUCCACUUCAACCGUGUGCAGUUCCACCAUCCUGUGAAAACUGACACUCACAAAAAGUGUAAGGUACACAUACAACGGGUGGAAACAGUCUAUGAGUGUGCAGUUUGCCAAGUGCGUACGUGUCCAGCACCUUGCUUUGAAAGAUACCACACUUUGCAAGAAUAUCUAUUUGACGAUCCCAAAAGAAAUAAUAAUGCUAAUAGGCUCAAAGAUGUGACUGGUAGACCAAGGGCUGGACCAGGCAGACCUCCACAGAGGAGGUCAAGAUAA